CCUUUCUUUCACUGGGUAAUUUUUUAUUCAACAAUGAAUUUAUAAAAUCACUGUUUUCAAUCAAAGACGCUUCCAAAUAACGUGGUUUUAUAUUACGUAUUUCUAAUACAUGCUUAGUAAACAAAUAAUUUUGUAGUCUUGAAUUUUUAACUGAAUGUUGGAGAGGUUAGUUUUUGUUCGUUAGGAAAAAAACAGUCUUUUAUCGCAGUUCUCUUUGUUUCUUGGCAACAAGGCAUGGAUUUCGUGAAAAGGGAAGACCAAGCAAUAAUCGACGAUGAACUGCAACAGCACUAUAAGCUUUACAUGGAGAAUGCUCAGAAAACCCACCACAUGGAGACGGACUACCAGCACGCGCUCUCAAUGGAGCAGCUACACCAAAUACAGACCUCCAUCAACACGACCAUAGCGCACAACUUCCAGCUCCCACUCUCCCCUCGGCAGAUCUCCACGCUGAUGCUCAAGACCAACCAUUUUAACCAGAUACCUGCACAUCUCCCGAGAAACUUAGAGGUAGAUCUAGUGCAGAACUUAAACGAUUUAACUCAAAUGAGGAACGAGGAUAUAAUCAAUCAGAAUUUGAGGUUGAACGAGCUUGAGCUGCAGGCGGCCCAGAAUCUUCAACUUAACGAACAGGAGCUGUCCAGGCUCAACCAGGAUCUGAGGUUGGAGUUACCUCAGAAUUUGGGACGGGGUAUAGAGCUGGGACAUGAUUUGAUGACUCACAUGGAUGAUAGGCAGAUGGAUGGAAUCAUGGAGACGAGGAUGGUGCUAGAAGAACCUAGGCAGGUGGAUCACCAGCACCAGAUUCCGCUGCCGUUCCACAUUAAGUUGGAACAAGAUGAGGAGUACUUCUAUGAGAAUGUCAACCAGGUUAACCAAGCGAUCAACGUCAACGGAAUGGGUCAUAUCCCCGUUCACACAGAGCAUCAACAAACCAUACAUCAAGAUCAAAUGUACAUCUACAACAAUCAUGUGGGAGUCUCCGCUUUAAACUCCCUAGACCUGUACCCCAGACCUCAAAACUAUGUGCAAACCUACGUAAACGAUGUCAGAGACAACCCUGAGAACCUAGUAAUCCAUAGACAAUUCGAGAACGCUAGUCCGUACGCAGAGGAAUUUAAAAAGUUAAGACAAGAUGUCACAAAAGACGAAAAAAUCGAGCAGCCGAAAGAAAACCAAAAACCGGACACGAAUAAGAUUCUAUUUUCGAAUUAUCAGAACGAUUUUGCUGCGGAGAAAAAUGAGAACGAUUCAAGCGCUCAAAAUAAAAUAACUGAAGAUGUGUCUAUGAAUAUAAAAGGGGAAUAUUCUUGCUAUAAAUGUAACGACGUUUUUUCAACUAAAAGAGGUUUGAAACAACACGCAAAAACUUGUACAGAGGCGAAUGAUCCUAUGGAGAAACUUGGGAAAUUUGUAUGCUCCCAAUGUCCUUAUAGGUGUCAGUCGCCCGCCAUUUUGAAAAUUCACGAAAGAACCCACACCGGAGAGAAGCCAUUUUCAUGUACGUUCUGCGAUUACAAGUCCGGACAAAAGAAUAAUGUGGCUAAACACAUUUUAGUUCAUAUGAAGGAAAAACCGUUCCGAUGCCAGUAUUGUGAAUAUAGAUGUGCGCAGAAAAAUAACUUAGUCGUUCAUGAGAGAACGCAUACAGGUUACAAGCCUUUCGCUUGUCCUUACUGUGACUACCGAACCGUUCAGAAACCUAACUUGGUGAAACAUAUGUAUCUACACACAGACCAGAAACCUUUCUCGUGCGAUCAGUGCAGUUAUCGCUGUGUGCAGAAAACGAAUUUGACUAAACAUAAACAGAGGCAUUUGAACGAGAAAACUGGUGUGGUGGAUUUGAAAAGUCAAACGAAACCUUAUAGGCCGAGGCAGAAAUCUGUGAAAUGUCCGCAUUGUCCGUACAAGUGUGUACAGAAAUCUAGUUUGGAUAAACAUAUUGAGUUUAAACAUGCAGUACAAAGUUUCAAUGUGGAGGCGCAAGCUAGUGAGAGUGAGGAGAUACAGAAUUUAAGUGUGAAAAAAGAUUUUGAGUGCCAAGAAAAAAUGCAAGUGUCAUAGUGAUUGUGUGGUUUAUAUACCUAGGUUAGAACCUUAAAACUAAGUGGCACUUUUGAGAAAAUUAGAUAGAAUCCUCCUCUUCCUCUCGUCCUCUGCCUCCUCUUCCUCUGGAGUUGCAGGGGUACAUAGGUUACGGAGACUGCUUAACAUCAGGCGGGCUGUAUGCUUGUUUGCCACCGACGUAGUAUAAAAAAAAACGCUUUCUUGCAUAGCACAAAAACAAACAGUUACAGAGGAACACAUGAGGCAUUAAGUCCGCCUUUUGUACUUUUUAGGUGUGCAUAAAAUUUUAAAAUAAAUAAACACAAUUUACACAAUUGACUAAAUUCGCGGUUUUAUCGCUAAAAAUCGAUCUCUUCCAGACAAAAUUUGGGUGUCUAAUCUAUGAUACGUACUUAAAUUAUUCUUUUUUUUAUCAUGACUUUUUUAUAUUUUUUGGACCCAUGGUUCAAAAGUUAGAGGCCCCCUGCAUUAUUCUUUUCGUUAGGAGCCAUUAUUUCCGAAAAUAUUCACUUUAUCAAAAAAUGGUUGUGAACCUAUUCGUUUUGAAAGACCUAUCCAACGAUUUAAAAAUUGCUUGGUAUCGAUGUCGAUAACACUUGAGUCAAUAUUUAAUUAAUCACUAGCGCUGGUACGUUUUUGCCCCCGAAAAACCGGGCUAUGAUUAAAUUUUAUCAAAGAGAUAUAAGUAGACAUAGAGUGCUCACUCCAUACAUCAGUUUUAUUACCAAAACGACUAUUAUUUUUAAUAUCUAUUCAGAUUUCUUUUGUGUGAUAGUAUUUAUAAGUCUACCCGACUGACAUAUCAUAGGGGGGGUAAUGUGUUAGAAAUUAUUCAAUACUUAACAGCGCCACCUAGUUUUCGCAUUGUGAUUUACUAUACAUUUGAUAGUUUGCUAUAUUUAUAAUUUGUAAAUAUGUACGUAAGUUUUUGAUUGAAUUUUACAUUCCGGUUUUUAAAAAACGCCUUUUGAAAAUGGGUGUAAAAAUAACUAACCAAAAUCAUAUACUAAUUAAUAAUUAUUAUAACAUUUACUUUUUUCGAUUUUUACUGGAGUGUUUGAUUCUGUGAAUUUGAAGGGACUUAAGCUUUUAGUUAGGACCCUUUUGACUCGGUAUGACACAUUAGGAGUUAAGUUAGCAGUGCAAAUUAUGUUUAAGUAUGCAGUCCAAAAACACAGUUUUGUAUAAAGCUUGAAUUCAAUGUAAUAAUACAAUUAUGUUUGAUAGAAGUGGCAAAAAUGUUUGUAUGAAAAUGUUAUUAGAUAGCAAAAAAAAGUUAUUCAAGCAAAUCUUGUCAAUUUCUAUUGCCGCGCGACGCGAAAGACGCGAAAUUCGGAUUUUCUAUGGGACGAUAUCCCUUCGCGCCUACAUUUUUUUUAAAUUUUCCGCCUUUUUCUACUGACAAGAUUUGCUUAUCUUCUUAUCUUUUUUUUAAUUUAUUAUUUCUUUUUCUGUUUUAUUCUUUUUUAAUAUUUGACCAAAAACCACAAAUUACGGCCAUCAAGAGAUAAACCGCAUUAUUACAGCAAAUUUCUUAUCAGUGAAAAUGUUUUUGCACAAUAUCGAUAUUUCGAUAUCAAUUUAAUUAUGACAUUUUUAUUUCGAUCAUAUCUGAAAAACAAAGGAAUUUGAUUUGACCUCAUUUCUAGUAUCAGUUAAAUGACGUUUUAUUCGAAAUGAAAUGUCAAUUGCAAACAGUGAUCAAAUGCCGCAAUGGCGGUCGUAACAUGCGGUCCCUGAACACAUCUUGGAGAGCUUAUAAUAUGUAGAUAAAGCAGUGUAUCUAACUGUACAUAAGCAUUAAACACUUAUGUGAUAUUUUUAUAAAACUCGCUUUAGCUCGUUUCAUAAACCCACACUCUUAUUUUAAUGCCUUUCAUUAUGUAGCAGUUACAUAAACUGCCAUUUGUUUACCAUUUUGGCCACUUUUAUUGAACCCAAUUUUACCAUUCUGAUGUUAGUGAGAUGGGUAGUUUAUAUUAUAUAACUCAAAAUUAUGAAUUGUAAGAGAUUUUGUAAGGUGGAUAGUAUGAACGCUUUUUUACAACGAAAUAUUAAAUGGAUUUUGAUUGUCGAUAAUGUUAAACAGUAAAGCGAUAAUAUAUUUGUAUGUAUGUAUUAUAUUGUAUGUAUUUACAUACAGGUUGGCUAAAAAAUAAGUGCAUUCCCGUUGCCAGGGAGGUUUUGGGAUUAUACUGAGCACCUUUUACUAUGGGACCAACCACGAAAUCGCGAAAAAAAAAUUUACCCUCCUAUAGAAAAUGGACAAGCCAAAAUGUAUGAAACGGCCAAAUUUUUUUUCGCGAUUUCGGGGUUGGUCCCAUAGUAAAAGUUGCUCAGUAUAAUCCCAAAACCUCCCUGGCAACGGGAAUGCACUUAUUUUUUAGCCACCGUGUAUCGGCAAAAUUAGUAAAGUCCAUUAAAUAUAUAAUUAUGCCAAUAGAAUUAAACAUUAAAUUCAUUAUUUAUGGAAAAAAUGUGCAGACAGGUUUUUUUUACUACUUACUAUACAAGGUUCCAUCGUUCAAAAAUGUGGUAUUUUCUAUAAAAAGGGGCCUUACUGUCGAUGGCGCUUAAGCCGUUAUUAACGAUGCUCCGAUAUAAAUAAAAUGCCGCGCGACGCUGUGCGGCGUAAGCGCCAUCGACAAUAAGGUCCCUUUUCAUGGAAAAUGCCCCAAAUUAAGAGGCCGGUGUGGAUUUUAGUCGCAAAAAUGUAAAAUUGAUAGAUUUAGUCCGUGAAAUUUUACAUCUUUUGUUACCUAAUUGAAAUAACAAGUACUGGUUUCUAUUAGCACGUCUUCUUAUCUUACCUUUUAUCAGAUAAUUUUUUUGAAAACAGACUCACUAAAUUAGUAAUGUUUGCUUUUCUGAUGGACGUUUAGGUAAACGCGCGUAAAGCACUGGUUUUGUCGCUCUUAUUUGUAAAUUUCGUAAAGUUUGGACUGCUAAACAUGGUAAUUUUGUAUUACACAUAUCCUGUACUUGACGUUUAUCAGACUACAUUUUUAUUAUUAUGACUUUGAAGUAGUGUAAAUGAAAGUUAGACGAAAUCAAUUUUCUCCAGAAAUUACUUCAAAACAAGUGACAAUUUCUCUGAAAAUCGACUUAAUUUCAACGUAAUUUCGAUACUUAAACAAACUACAACAUUUGCUGAACCUAUUCUUAUACAUCAAUUUGUAUAAUUUACCACCAUGAUUUUUUGAUGAAUUUUUUAAAACUGCCCCUUCUCUUGAUGCAUUACCGGUGACGCACGCUCGCGACCUCAUUAUUAAAAGGCAAGAUGAGAAGACGUGCUAAUAGAAAUCAAUACUUGUUAUUUAGAUAUUACGUAACAAAACGUGUAUAAUUUCAACGACUAAAUCUAUCAAUUUUACAUUUUUGCUCCAAAAUCGACUACGGCCUCUUAACAUUUGAAAGUCAUAUGAUUUUUUUGAUGAAAUAAAUUUGUGGUGGUAAAUUCCUAUACUAUUUUUGUGAUAUAGCGAUAAUGAAUUAAGUACGAAACCUUGAUUCGUUGUUCCUAAUAUUGUUAAUAAAUUAAGAGAUUAAGUAGCCUUACCACGAGCUUGUCACUGAUGGCGCUGAAAUAUUCGCUAGCGUGUGCGUAAUUUACUUUCUAUUCAUCUCGCUCGUACUCGCAUAUUAGUUACGCCUAAGGAAAAAACGUGCCUCGAAAAUCAAGAAAAUUUGAUUCUCGAACAAAUGGCGCCACUACCUUUGGCCUACUCUCGUAUAGAUGGCGUUGACGGUUUCGUUUGUUAUUUAACAAUUUUAACGCAUAUCAGUGAAAGAACAUGGGUUAAAAUCAUAUAAAAAUAAUUAAAUAAUUUAUACAUAUAUAAAUACAUUUUAUCGUAUUUUUAUACAUCUUCAUUUUUAGUUUUAAUCGUGUGUCGAUAGAUGGCAGUGAAUUUACAGUGGUUACAAAAUUUACUAUGACAGUACCGCUCUAUCCUAUUAUAUCUUCUUUGAUACGAGUAAGUAGGUAAAUACUUACAAAUCCAAAAUUUUAAUUUACAAUGUCAAUUUCUCUAUGGUUAUGCAGAUGUGUCAGUGUCAGGUCAGUGACAAACUCGUGGUAGCCGUACAGGUCACAACCUGUCGCUGUAAAGUUGCUGCAGAGUUAGCUUGGUCCGACUUUACAUCGUUGAAAUCACAUCUUAAUAUUGGCCUUUAAAACGCGGGCUGUGAUGUAUUUUGUAAAUCGUAAUUAUGUUACCAAGAGAUUGUAAUUUAGCGUGUCAUCACAAUGUUAUUUUCACUAAAUGUGACAUUUUCAACCAAAAGGUACCACAUUGUCGCUUGUCAAAAAGGUUGAUUUUCAAUUGAAGCUAUAUGGAAAUAGCGCCACCGACCGACAAUAAGUACCCUUUUGAUUGAGAAUGGCACAAAUAUGGCGUCACUCUUGAAAGGUAACAGGGUUUAUAGGGUAUUUGACUGUAUUUAUAAUAAAUUGUGCCAUUUUCAACCAAAAGGGUACUUAUUGUCGCUUGUCAGUAAGGCGCUAUUUCCAUAAUCCAUAUAGGUUCAAUUAGAAAUCAACCUUAUCAACAAGCGACAAUGUGGUACAUUUUGGUUGAAAACGUCACAAUUAUUUUACACCAUGAAAUAAAGCACCAGAAGAUUAAUAAAGAUACGUAGGCAGCAAUUAUUUUUAGACACAAUUUCUAUUUUAAAACUCGUAUCAAACUAUAAAGAGUAGGUAAUUAGUCAAAUACCCUAUUAUACCAUACGAAUAAAAAAAGUACAAUAAGUACUAAGAUUGACUGAAGUGGCAUGACAAAUACGAACGUUUCCGAGAAAAUACGAUGGAAAUAGUUAUUUGUGCAACAAGAGAGGAAAGUUGGUUUUUCUUGCGAGUGUUUAUUUUGAGUCCCGAGAAAGCGAAAGAUUCUAAUGUAGAAUCUUGGGCGUAGCAAGGGACUCAAAAACACGAGAUGUAAAAUAACUUUGCUCUCGUGUUGCACACAUAAUUUUUCACCUCAGUAGUGAGAACAUAUUAAAGGUUAAAAUGUAUUUCGAAUUACACAGAAAGAAAAAAAAAAGUAUUAUAAUAUGUAUGAUACGAUACGAUACGAUACGAGACCGGACCGGACCGGACCGGACCGUAAAAGUAUGAAGUUCAUGGCCUUCACUUAAUUAAAAAUCUACAUUGGUUCACUCCCUGGAGUGAGGAAAGUCGCACUUUCCUCACUCCAGGGAGUGACGAAAGUAGGCUUGUUCGAGCUGCUGAGGUGAAAACAAUUAUGUACUACAUCUGUACUUCCGUACGAGUAUUUUACUAUCAUUUUAUUUUUAGUAUCUCGGCUAAAAUGGAACUUAAACAAACAAGAGGGCGCUAGUAUUGUGAACAGACAGAAAUAAUUAAGUUUUUUUAGUGAUAUUUUUGUGUAAUCUUAUUAACCUUUUGGACGCCAAUGACCGAUAUAUACGCACCGUAGGUUCAACGCCAAAGACCGAUUAAUCGGUCAUAGACCACAGAGCAACAUAGACCUACAUGUAUAUGCAUAAAGUUCAAUUUCAGUUUUGACACUUCGGUGACGUGGCGGCUGGAUGACUGCUUUUGUGUUUGACUCGGCGUCGAAAAGGUUAAGGUAUUUUUUUAAUAACAUGCCGCUUACCAAAGUGA
Cydia strobilella is the source of this 7696-nucleotide messenger RNA. Its product is annotated as zinc finger protein 568-like. The coding region runs from base 235 to 2064 and encodes 609 amino acids. The transcript has 5 exons. Gene Ontology annotation, biological process: regulation of transcription by RNA polymerase II. Lineage: Eukaryota; Metazoa; Arthropoda; Insecta; Lepidoptera; Tortricidae. The record is from RefSeq and is a predicted model, not a curated record. Gene Ontology annotation, molecular function: RNA polymerase II cis-regulatory region sequence-specific DNA binding; DNA-binding transcription factor activity, RNA polymerase II-specific.